AUGGGCCCCUGUACCGCCUCCUCAUGCUGCUGCCAGGCCCCUAAUCUGCCAUGGGCCCCCGUACCGACUCCUCAUGCUGCUGCCAGGCCCGUAAUCUGUCAUGGGCCCCUGUACCGCCUCCUCAUGCUGCUGCCAGGUCCAGAGUGUGUCAUGGGUCCCUGUACGGCCUCCCAUUGCUGCUGUCUCCAUCGCCACACUCUGCCAUGUGCCACUUUCAGGUCUCCUCACACUGCUGAUGGUUUCCAUUUUUGUCAUAGGGUGCUGUAUGGCCUCCCAUUGCUGCUGCCUCCACCGCCACACUGUGGCUCCACACUCUGGUUUUGGCCCCGUGACUGCCCAAAUGAGUGAAUGAAGUGUGCGGUGAUUCUAAGAUCGACGGCACUCAUCUGCAUGUCAUACUGACUGUCAGUAUUAUUUCUCUUCCCCAGCAGACUCCAAGGGCAUUUAAAUUAAAGGUACAGUGUUCUGCACUAAUAUAA
This is a messenger RNA of Staurois parvus, 479 nucleotides long. Lineage: Eukaryota; Metazoa; Chordata; Amphibia; Anura; Ranidae. The record is from the annotation of a GenBank genome assembly.